Messenger RNA from Balaenoptera ricei (Rice's whale), 3673 nucleotides. RefSeq names its product amphiphysin (gene AMPH). Gene Ontology annotation, cellular component: cytoplasm; synaptic vesicle; plasma membrane. Gene Ontology annotation, molecular function: phospholipid binding; protein binding. The coding region runs from base 190 to 2622 and encodes 810 amino acids. Gene Ontology annotation, biological process: synaptic vesicle endocytosis. The transcript has 21 exons. Lineage: Eukaryota; Metazoa; Chordata; Mammalia; Artiodactyla; Balaenopteridae. The record is from RefSeq and is a predicted model, not a curated record.
CGGCCCGGCGCGUCCCGCCUCCGCUCUGUCGCUUUAAGCGGGUCCCCGCCGCCGCGCCCCUCCCUCACCCCUUCUGGCGCUCGGCGGCUCCUCGCCGCCUCUCCCGCUCCUCCUCUCCCGCUCCUCCUCCUCCUCCCGCUCCUCCUCGCCGCCAGCUCCGCUCCUCGCAGCCUCCGCGGACCCGCAGCCAUGGCCGACAUCAAGACGGGCAUCUUCGCCAAGAACGUCCAGAAGCGACUCAACCGCGCGCAGGAAAAGGUCCUUCAGAAGCUUGGGAAAGCUGAUGAGACAAAAGAUGAACAGUUUGAAGAAUAUGUGCAGAACUUCAAACGGCAAGAGGCAAAGGGUACCAGACUUCAGCGAGAACUCCGAGGAUAUUUAGCAGCUAUCAAAGGCAUGCAAGAGGCUUCCAUGAAGCUCACCGAGUCGCUGCAUGAAGUCUAUGAGCCCGACUGGUACGGGCGCGAAGACGUGAAAAUGGUUGGCGAGAAAUGUGAUGUGCUGUGGGAAGACUUCCAUCAAAAACUAGUGGAUGGGUCCUUGCUGACACUGGACACCUAUCUGGGCCAAUUUCCUGACAUAAAGAACCGCAUUGCAAAGCGCAGCAGGAAGCUGGUAGACUAUGACAGUGCCCGCCACCAUCUGGAAGCUUUGCAGAGCUCCAAGAGGAAGGACGAGAGUCGCAUCUCUAAGGCAGAAGAGGAAUUUCAGAAAGCACAGAAAGUGUUUGAAGAGUUUAACGUUGACUUACAAGAAGAGUUACCAUCGUUAUGGUCAAGACGAGUUGGAUUUUAUGUCAAUACUUUCAAAAAUGUCUCUAGCCUAGAGGCCAAGUUUCAUAAGGAAAUUGCGGUGCUUUGCCACAAACUAUAUGAAGUGAUGACGAAACUGGGUGACCAGCACGCUGACAAGGCCUUCACCAUUCAAGGAGCUCCCAGCGACUCGGGUCCUCUCCGUAUUGCAAAGACACCAUCGCCGCCCGAGGAGCCUUCACCCAUCCCGAGCCCGACAGCUAGUCCCAAUCACACGCUGGCACCCGCAUCUCCUGCACCAGCCCGGCCUCGGUCACCCUCGCAGACAAGGAAAGGGCCUCCCGUCCCACCUCUCCCUAAAGUCACCCCAACAAAGGAGCUGCAGCAGGAGAACAUCAUCAGUUUCUUCGAGGACAACUUUGUUCCGGAAAUCAGUGUGACGACACCUUCUCAGAAUGAAGUCCCUGAGGUGAAGAAAGAGGAGACCUUGUUGGAUCUGGACUUUGAUCCUUUCAAGCCCGACGUGCCCUCUGUGGGUUCUGCUGGAGUAACCCACUCACCCAUGUCGCAGACAUUGCCCUGGGACCUAUGGACGACAAGCACUGAUUUGGUACAACCGACUGAUUCUUCAAAAAGUCUUUCCCUGUGUAACCUGAUCAUGGAGGAACCUCCAGACAGUGGGUUGACCGAAGAAAUUCAAAGAUCUCAAAUUGAUUUAGGUGCAAUUAUUUGGGGCCCUGAUGCUAGUACAGACAGUGUCAGCCAGGAAAUUACCCAGGGUGGGUCGCAGGAAGACUCUGCAUGUCUCUCCGAAGCAGAGCAGGAACUGGGAUUUUCCAACGGAAUACUUCCUGCUGCUGACUGUGUAGCUGGGCAGGGUGAGCAUGUCCUGGGGCCAGCCCCUCCACGUGGAGAAGAACAGAUGCCCCCAAAGCCCACGCCUGGGGCUUCUUGUUUGGAGACGGAUCAUCCUUCCGAUUUACCUGACUCAGAGAUACCAGCCAUGGAAACUGGUGGCCUGGUCAAAGAAAGUCAAGAAGAUGUUAAAAAGUCAGAAGAAGAAGAAGGAAAACAGAAGAUAGAAGAUUCUGUCUGGCCAGGUGUGGAGACAUAUGAAAAGCCUUCUGGAGGUUCAUUUAAUGGAUUCACCCAGCCACAGGACACUACAUUAUUCACAAUGCAGACAGACCAGAAUAUGAUCUGUAACUUGCUCAUCCCUGGAACGGAUGCUGAUGUGACGGCUGGGGCCUUGGUGCCGGCAGCCGAGGGGGCCCCCGUGGGGGAAGCAGAGACAGAGAAGGUGACUCUUCCUGCUGGAGAAGGAGCGAGUUCAGAGGAGGCCAAGAUUGACACCGAAGCCACAGAGGCUGUAGAUGGUGACAGACCUCAACCGGUAGAGACAGAAGCAGCAGUAACUCAGGAGAAGGUCAUCCCUUCGGUGGUCAUAGAGCCCGCCUCCAACAAUGAAGGGGAGGGAGAACAUGAAGAGACCAUGGGUGCAGAGUUCAAGGAGGCAACUGCCGACGCGGCUCUUCCGGGCUCCACCGGCGAGACGCCAGCGCUGGCCUCGGAGGAGCAGAAAGCGGGCAAGGCCUCCCAGCCGGCCGCCCCCUCCGCAAGCGAGGCCUUCCAGGAAGGGCCUCCCGGCUUCCUCUACAAGGUGGAAACACUGCAUGAUUUCGAGGCAGCAAAUUCUGAUGAGCUUACCUUACAAAGGGGUGACGUGGUGUUGGUGGUGCCCUCAGAUUCGGAAGCUGACCAGGAUGCAGGCUGGCUGGUAGGUGUGAAGGAAUCAGACUGGCUUCAGUACAGAGACCUCGCCACGUACAAAGGCCUCUUUCCAGAGAACUUCACCCGGCGCCUGGAUUAGGGCCAGAAGUAUUGUAGAAAGAGCCUGAUUACUGGGUUUUUAAACCUUUGUGAAAACCUGAAGAGUUCACUUUUGCUAUGACACUCUUAGUGAUUUACAGACCAAUGCCAGACAAAGUUUGGAAGCCUAUGUCAAUGAAGCAUGUGUGCAAACAAAUGUUUAGAGGAAAAAAAACAAGUAAAUUAAGGAAAAAGUCUUCACUGGUUCCCACGUUCUUGCUAACAGGUUUGUUUGUGCUUUGUCCAAGCUGUGGAGACUUGUAUACUCGACCCCCUCCCACCAGUUCUAAAGUAGCUUUCUCCAGACCAGAACCUUAAUUUCUGUGCACCAAGUGUAUGGUAUUGAGUGGCUUCCCUGCAGAAGACGUGAUGAGUUGUCCUGUAAUACGAGAUUAUCUUAUUCCCCUGUGCAGGUGUGAGCACGUGCUCUCUCUCUCCCUCCCUUUCACAUUUACUGUGUUUAAAACGAAACUGCUGCAAAAGUUGUCACUGUUCUUUACCAGCACCUCUCUCUCUAUAUAUAUAUAUACGGACACACAGUCACACGAGCUAGUUCUCAUCACUCCUGGAUCUAUGUGUAUACACAAGGCUACAUAUACAUAGUUGCGCUCUCUCCUUUCCAUUGUAGCUUUUUAGCCUCUUAUGUGUCAUUGAUACAUGCGUUGCUCUUAUUCCGUCUGGCAUCACAGUUGCAGUUUUGCCUCUGGGCAAAACCAGCCAUCCCAUUGCCAAAAGAGUGGACAGUAUCUGUGUUCGGAAUGUGCGUUCUUCAGGAUGCGACGACUGACGGCACGUCGGAGCUGCUGCCCCUUUGGAGAAAGCAGAGUCUGAUGAUCUGGAUGUCCGGCCACCAUGACUGGAGGUGGGCGAGUUGCCACCAGCAGCUAAAUUGUCUUAAUUUCUGCCUUUCCGAGACUGGCUAGCUGAUGCGGCGUUUACAUCCACCUCCAGAGAACACUAUUUCAGAAAGCUCCUAUAUAUUUCCACGUCUUUUUAUUGAUGCAACUCAUCUUCACAGAUCGUCCGAAAAUAAGAUAUAGAUGAUGUAUGCU